This is a messenger RNA of Lottia gigantea (owl limpet), 420 nucleotides long. RefSeq lists its product as hypothetical. The record is from RefSeq and is a predicted model, not a curated record. The transcript has a single exon. NCBI's taxonomy places the organism in Eukaryota, Metazoa, Mollusca, Gastropoda, Lottiidae. The annotation marks the transcript as partial.
UACCGUGUGCUUUUUAAUACUGUGUGCUUGCUUUUUAAUACUGUGUGCAUGCUUUUUAAUACUGUGUGCAUACUUUUUAAUACUGUGUGCAUACUUUUUAAUACUGUGCGCAUACUUUUUAAUACUGUGUGCAUACUUUUUAAUACUGUGUGCAUACUUUUUAAUACUGUGUGCUUGCUUUUUAAUACUGUGUGCAUGCUUUUUAAUACUGUGUGCAUACUUUUUAAUACUGUGUGCAUACUUUUUAAUACUGUGUGCAUACUUUUUAAUACUGUGUGCAUGCUUUUUAAUACUGUGUGCAUACUUUUUAAUACUGUGUGCAUACUUUUUAAUACUGUGUGCAUGCUUUUUAAUACUGUGUGCAUACUUUUUAAUACUGUGUGCAUGCUUUUUAAUACUGUGUACUUUAUUGCUUUUUAA